AUUUACCCUGAUUUACUUCCCUGCCCUUCAUUUCUAGAACUUCCGACCCCUUUACCGCCAUACUCAGGAAUCUCAAGGCAAGCUUGCUGGCAAGCCAUGGAGCCGCAUAACCUGGAGGCGGCGUCGACGUACAUUAAUAAUGUCCUCCUUGCUCGCGGGUUGCUGAAGAGCGGCAGCCCGAUCGACUUUGCUCAGCCCGACAAUGACGAGGGCGGAGUGGCCACGACGAUGGGGAGGAUCAUCAACCUGGUGAAUGAUCUGGUUCUCAGAAGAGACCGCGAAGCAGAGCAUCGAGAGAAUCUGGCCAAUACGAUUCGAACACUGCGUGCAGAAGAUGCGCAGAAGACGCUCGAUAUUGUAGGUGGUCAUAGUUACGGAGACAGGUUGGCAAACAAGAAUACUAAGACUCUGCGAUACAGGAAAAACUCCAGACGAAGACCUCCGACUUGACUCGAUCACUGGCUCUGGCAGAGGCCCAGGAACGCUCCUUAAAGACCAAUAUGGCCGGUACGGACUCUACGAUCAGGGGACUGAAGGAGCAAGUGCAACGCAUGAAGACCACCAUCCAGCAAGUGCGCGCGCAGUGUGCCAACGACAUCCGCAAACGAGACCUGGAGAUGCAGAAGUUGAAAUCCCACCUGGCCGAGCGGCAGAGAGGAAAACGGGAGGGGCUCGGCGUCACGACCAUCAACAUCAACCCCGCAGUCGAUCGCUCAUCUAGAAUGAAACUCUCCAAAGGGGGUGAGGGGGUCAACGACCCGGGAUACAGCUUGAAACAGGAGACGAACGAUUUCCUCACGGAGCUAUUGCAGAACCUGAGUGACGAGAACGACGCUUUGAUUAUGUUGGCGCGGAACACCGUUCAAACCCUGAAGGAUCUCCAGGGCCUACCGCACGCCGAGGAGGACGAGGAGGGCGCGGUUGGAUCUGCCAGCGUCGGAACUCACAAAUCUUCACAGGGCCCCGUGACUACUCUGCCUUCAUCUUGCGAGGAUCUGUCCGAGCAGAUGGACGGGGUCUUGGAGCAUCUGCGAACGUUACUUACGAACCCAUCUUUCGUCCCAUUGGAAGAGGUCGAAGUGCGAGACGAAGAGAUCGUGAGACUGCGAGAAGGCUGGGAGAAGAUGGAAGCUCGGUGGAGACAGGCCGUCACUAUGAUGGAUGGCUGGCAUACGCGGAUUGCCGACGGCGGCGGCUCGGUGCAAGCGGAGGAGCUACGACUGGGAAUGACACUCGAUCUGAGCGUGGAUUCCUCGCGAGGCAGAGCGGCCGAGGGCGAGCGAGACACGGGCGUGCAGACGCCGAUCUUCGAGGAUCAAGAGGCCGAGGAAGAGGAAGAGGCCGCCGACCACGUCGUCCCAGUCAUCCAGUCCGACCGAAUUUCCGACGCCGCCAACGAGAAGCGCGAGGAGAAGUCGCAGAGGAGUGCUAACCGCGCAUUGAAAGAGCGAAGCGACAACAUCAGACCUACACGACUGUCGCGGAAGGUUUCGUUCACGCCCGGACUGCAGGGAUCUCCAUGCGAUCCUCCCCGCGAGGAGGAUGAAACCCUCCAAAUCAAAGCUCAUCGAUCAGAGGCUGUGACGCGUAGGACAUCCAGGCGGAGGCCAGAAUCGCAGACGACAACCCGUCAGGCAACCCAUCAGAGCAGAGCGCCGAAGCAAGGAGAGUCCAAUCUGGCCAGCAAGGAGCAGCCGGUGUCCGAACCCUCGACCCGACUCAGCGUGCCGCAAAAGCUUGCCGCCGUGGAGAGUGAAGCGCGAGCUGCCGAACAAGCUCGUAAAGAGAGCGAAAGCCGCAAACGAACUCGAGGCGGCAAGAGUGCGACGAAGACGAGCGAUCGCCGACGCAGCACUCUGACUAGCGACGAACUCGGGGAGCUGAUGGGGAUGCCCUCCAAGUGA
Molecule: messenger RNA, 1904 nt
Organism: Aspergillus melleus
Lineage: Eukaryota; Fungi; Ascomycota; Eurotiomycetes; Eurotiales; Aspergillaceae
Exons: 2
Coding region: 501-1904 (467 amino acids)
Source: RefSeq, a predicted model, not a curated record